AUUAGACUGGGGGGAGCGGGGCAAGGGUAUUGUACCCGAGCAGCGUGGCAGCCUCUUAAUUAUUCUUCAGUUUUUCAGCCUGUAUUUUUUUUAAAGCUAGAUUUCAGGGUUACAGAGGAAGCCUAGAAAAUGUUAAAUGAAUUGAUCUGUUGUAGAUGUGUUUGCCUGACUUUGAAACAGCUGUGAGGUCUGAAUUGAUUAAUUUACUUUAGUGGAUGUUAAUUCAGAAGCUAAUACUUUAAAUGUCAGCACUGGUGAGCAGGCAAGUUAAUGAACAAUGUAUAUAAAAACAAGAGAAGACCUGUCCUGUUAAGGUCUGAGCAGUUUGAGCUGAGUGAUUGCUCAGUUUGUAUAGGCUUUUAAAGAAAAAUGGCAAACUUGAAAUGAAUGUGAUUGCUAUAAUUUUUGUGAUGUGGGGAAUUCAUUUUGAAAAAGCUUGGGAAAUUGUUGCCUUACAGCCACAUCACCUUUUUGUAAGAGAAUCCUUUUAUCUCUAGCUGAAGUCCCAGAGGUAUCAGUGAGCUGACAGCAGCACUCAAAUGGCGAUAGAGGCUUUGAGAAUGUGGAAUUGGGAAUCAUAGGGAAGAAGAAGAAAAUUCCAAGAAGGGUAAUUCACUUUGCAAGUGGAGAAACUAUGGAAGAAUACAGCACAGACGAAGAAGAAGAUGAGCAAGAGAAAAAAGACCUCUUGCCUCCCAUUGAUCCUAGGCAGUAUUGCAAGGUUCGUCUCCCUGAUGUAUCUGCAGUUCUGCUGCCAGUUAAGUUGGCUGUUGCCAUGCUGAGCGUUUUGAAACUAUCAUUCCUCAUAACCAGCGGUUGUAUUGUUUUUGAGAGCUUAAGGAAGAUUUGGAAGAUCUUACUGUUUAAACUGAAGGACCAAGUAAGAUGGAAAGAAAAGCAGGAUUUUAACCCAAAUACAACGCUUACCUGGGGACCCUAUUUGUGGUUUCAGAUGUUAAGAGUUGCUACAUCAACCUUAUCAGUGUGUGAUUUCCUUGGGGAAAAGAUUGCAUCUGUUUUGGGGAUAAGUACACCAAAAUACCAGUAUGCCAUCGAUGAGUAUUACAGGAUGAAGAAGGAGGAGGAAGAGGAGGAGGAGGAGAACAAAAUGUCAGAAGAAGCAGAGAGACGUUAUCAAGAUCAGCAGAACAAGUCACAGGAUGAGACGCCUGUCCAGACAGAUCAGCCUGAGGCAACGUCAUGUAGCUCAUUUGUGAACCUCAAUUUUGAAACUGAGGGAGACUGCCAAUCUAUUGUGGAAAGUAAACAGGACUUAACUCCUGUCCCUACUUAAAACAUAUGUCUCCUAUGUAAUGUAAAAUGUCCAGUUUUUUAAACUGGCAAUAAAGAUGUUGGAAAAUUCUUUCUAUACUUGUUCAUAGGAACAAACUCUUAAAGCUCAUAGUGGUCAGGAGAGAGCCAAGUAAUGUCUGUUCAGUCCAUAUCCGUCUAAUGAAAGUCUGCCAAACUGACCUGUAUAUUGAAACUGGUGGACUACAAAACAUCCAAUCCAAAUUGAAAGGCAGUGCUCUGAUCUUCCAUUCAGCAGGUAAAAAUGUCUCUAGUGUUUUCACGGAGCAUGUAGUGCACCUAGUAUUUUCACUGAGCAUGUAGUGCACCUCUGACACCUGUGGAUUGAAGACAGAAUACUAUUUUUUACCUUUUUUAAUAGCCUGUUUUGUACUUAUACAAUAUUGUUGAAACUUAGUUCUCUAAGAAUAGAUUGUCUGACUAAUUGGAACUGAUUGCCUAUAGCUUCGCAAGGUAUCUUAAUGACUUCCAAAUUCACACUUUCCCUAUUUAUUGUCACCAUUUAAUGUAUUUAUUUCUUAGUCACAAGCUUUAAACUAAAGGUGGCUCCACAUGUGCCUGAUGAAAAAAACUGCCUCUUAUAAAAGGAGGUUGUAAGCUCUAUUCAGAACUUGCUCAGCUAACUCUGCAUCAGCCAUGGAGGUAAGCAGUGCUCAGAUUAAUUCUGUUGCCUGGUAAAGAACAGUACAUACUAGCAUCAGCUGUGUAAAGCACAUUCUCACUGUUCAUAAGGAAGAGGUUUAAUAGACAGUCAAAUACAUAGUCUCAAUAGGCUCUAAUAAUGGUUCUAGGAAGUAAAUUGAGAUUGGACUCCUGGGCUUGAAUUAAAAGCUGCAAUUGUCAAAAAUUGUUUUGAAGACAUUCUGUGUAAAGUAUUUACCUAUACCUAAAGUGUGCUAUUUGACUAAUUUUGGUCUACUGGAGACUCAGUAAGGGGUGACUUCUUAAGGCACUGCUUAAAUGAUGCUGUAAAUUCUCUACAUUGUUACCUGAAUAGAAUAUUUGCAUGUCAUGAAAAAUAGCUUAGUGAGGAAUUCAUUUUUGUAACCAUUUUCUUUCAAGUAUUAAAAAAAGAAGAAGAAAAUCAAAGAAAAUACAGGCUUAUUUUCAAUAUUAGUAAUGGCUUCCAUAAAAAAAACCCCCAAACCUGACUAUUAGUCAAGAAUUAAGAUUAUUUUGAAAGGAUUUCAGGGGAGAGGAUUUAUUAUAAAAGCUAUUUAAGUGAGAUUAGGACAAGGCCUGUCUUAACAUUUCCAAUUUUACAAUUUUGUAUUGGAAAUGCUCCUGUUUCAAAAACUAGAUGUAAAUAACAAAUAAGGGGAGAACAGUUACCUACAGUAAUCAUCUUUCCAUCCCAGCUUAUAAGAGAAACAGUUUAUGUCAGGACAAUCAGAUGUGACUGCUUUAGGAGGGCUCUCAGACAUCAUCACUGCAAAAUGUUCAUAAAAAGUAUCCCGUGUGGUCUAUACUCUUCCACUAAUUUUGUCAUGUGACUAAAAAUUAAUUUAAAUGAAAACCUCCUAGUCUUUAUUCAGGUUUCCUAAAGCUUAGGACACUCUUAGGACACUUGAGUAAGAAUUAAUGCUCUGUAUGCUCUGCAUCUUAGCAGUAUGGUCUAGAUGGAGUUGACAACUUAUUUUCGACUCCCUGGUCCCUAGAGGCUUCCAUAACCUGUGCCAGUCUCCCUUGGCUAUGGUACUGUAAGCAACUCCUGUACACCCACUUUAUCUGAGAUUCCAUAACUGCCUGAGGCAGCUCUAGAGUUUUUGCGCACCUUAUGUCUUUUCUGGUCCUUUUAUACUAUUCCAGCAGCCUAAAGGGGCUGAGAGUGGAAGAGUACCUCUCCUUGUAUUCUAACCAGCAAACCUGUUGCCUUGAGGCCCUGUUUGUUCUCUCUCAAAUUUUGACUAAAUUGGAUGCUGCUGGUUUGUUAACUGUUACUCUUUGGCAGUGAACAUGUGCAAGAAACAUCCAGUCAGCUAUGGACGGGGGGAAAAACCCACCUUAGAAACAGAUGGGGGAGGGACAGAAAAACUGAAUAGAGCUUAAGUUGUCAAAGUGGUAUCUUCUAAGGGCAAAGGCCCAUAGUACUUCUGUAAAUAAGAUCUGCUGCUGAGGGAGAAGCUGUGUUGAGCCUUUUCUGCCAGGAACGUAUCAAUAUCAACUGCACUACUGUCAGUUUUCUUGUACUUUCUGUUGCAUUGACCAGGGAAUGCUCUCACUGCCAUGAGUUAAACUUAUUUGUAUGAAAUGGUGUAUGAUUCACUAUGCCUUAAUACCUAAAUCCUUCCUUCAGUUUAUGUAAACUGUAUAAAAGUGGUUACUUUAACUUCUGUAAAUGCAUUAAAUUACUGGUUAUUUUAUAUUUAAUAUAA
Molecule: messenger RNA, 3686 nt
Organism: Alligator sinensis (Chinese alligator)
Lineage: Eukaryota; Metazoa; Chordata; Crocodylia; Alligatoridae
Gene: FAM177A1
Product: family with sequence similarity 177 member A1
Exons: 7
Coding region: 635-1294 (219 amino acids)
Source: RefSeq, a predicted model, not a curated record